CGUGUGUUUCCGUGAGAGACUGUAGUGCAAAGACACGUUGUUCUUCUCUCGCCCGCGAGUGUUAAAAUAGUUUAAAAUAAAACUGGAAAUUUAAUUAUACACAUCGGUUCUUCGACAAUUUAUAAGCAGGAUGCCGCCGAAAAAAGUCGAAGAGCCGGAGAAGAAGCCGCUGAUUGGGCGCGUAGGAACAAACCUUAAAGUUGGUAUCGUCGGCCUCCCCAACGUCGGAAAAUCAACCUUCUUCAAUGUCCUAACCAAGAGUCAGGCUGCCGCUGAGAAUUUCCCUUUCUGCACGAUCGACCCAAAUGAGAAUAAGGUACCAGUUCCGGAUGCGCGUUUCGACUACCUUUGCGAGUACUUCAAACCAGCAAGCAAAGUGCCAGCUUUCCUCAACGUCGUCGACAUCGCUGGUCUAGUCAAGGGUGCCGCCGAGGGACAAGGUCUAGGAAACGCUUUCUUGUCGCAUAUCAGUGCUUGCGAUGCCAUCUUCCAUCUUUGUCGAGCUUUUGAAGAUGACGACGUGACGCACGUAGAGGGCGACGUCAAUCCUGUAAGGGAUUUUGAAAUCAUCAGCGACGAGUUGAGACUGAAAGACAUCGAAUUCCUUAAUGGCCAUUUAGAAAAGCUAGAAAAAUUGGUCGUCAGAGGGAACGACAAGAAGCUGAAGCCUGAAUACGAUUGUCUCUUGAAAGUGAAGUCAGUCUUGACAGAAGAAAAGAAACACAUUAGGUUCUGUGAUUGGAGUUUGGCCGAAAUCGAGAUACUUAAUAAAUAUCUAUUUCUCACGUCCAAGCCAAUGAUCUACCUGGUGAACCUUUCGGAGAAGGACUACAUUCGUAAGAAAAACAAAUGGUUAAUCAAGAUCAAAGAAUGGGUCGACAAAAAUGAUCCAGGCGCAAUAUUGAUUCCCUUCAGCGGCGUCUUCGAAAACAAACACUUCGACAUGGACGACGCGGAGAAGGCCAAAUACGUGGAGGAAAACAAGGUUUCGAGCGCUCUCGAUAAAAUUAUCGUCCAAGGGUACAAGGCUCUGCAGCUAAUGUAUUUCUUCACUGCUGGUCAUGAUGAAGUCAAAGCCUGGACGAUUCAGAAAGGAACAAAGGCACCACAAGCUGCUGGUAAAAUUCAUACAGAUUUUGAAAAAGGUUUCAUUAUGGCUGAAGUCAUGAAAUUCGAAGAUUUCAAAAAUGAAGGUUCAGAAAGUGCUGUAAAGGCUGCAGGAAAAUACCGACAGCAAGGGCGAAAUUAUGUGGUCGAAGACGGAGACAUAAUUUUCUUCAAAUUUAACGCUGGUGCUGGUUUGAAAGAUCCUAAGAAAAAGUGAUAAAUGUUGAUCAUCUCAACGUUCACA
Molecule: messenger RNA, 1351 nt
Organism: Phymastichus coffea
Lineage: Eukaryota; Metazoa; Arthropoda; Insecta; Hymenoptera; Eulophidae
Product: obg-like ATPase 1
Exons: 11
Coding region: 131-1324 (397 amino acids)
Cellular component (GO): cytoplasm
Molecular function (GO): GTP binding; ATP hydrolysis activity; ATP binding
Source: RefSeq, a predicted model, not a curated record